This is a messenger RNA of Cucumis sativus (cucumber), 2589 nucleotides long. RefSeq names its product probable serine/threonine-protein kinase DDB_G0276461. Gene Ontology annotation, cellular component: cytoplasm. The record is from RefSeq and is a predicted model, not a curated record. Gene Ontology annotation, molecular function: protein serine/threonine kinase activity; ATP binding. Bases 274 to 2304 code for a protein of 676 amino acids. The transcript is spliced from 8 exons. NCBI's taxonomy places the organism in Eukaryota, Viridiplantae, Streptophyta, Magnoliopsida, Cucurbitales, Cucurbitaceae. Gene Ontology annotation, biological process: protein phosphorylation.
AAGGGCUUUCCAUCUUUUUUUUCACCCACUCUUUUUCAUUUUCCUCUGUCUGCGUCAGGUGGUGAGGUAUACCUUCAGAUUUCAUCUCUUCAUUUUCCUGGAUCCACAAGCAAACUCCCAGAUCUCAAUCGCCACCCAUCUCCACCUUCUUAAGUUCCAUCGGAUUCUCAUCUCUUCCUUCUUCUCCCCCAACUCCCAUCUUCAACUUUCAAGGUAACCUAAGCUUCCCCAUCCCAUCUUCAACUUUCAAGUUUAUUUGUAUAUUUAUAAACCAUGUGGAGGUUCAAGCCUUUCAUGCACAAAGAACCAUCUGGUCUCGAGGGUCGCUCAAUUGAUGUUGGCAACCUCAAGAUUCAUGUAAGAAAUGUUAUUGCUGAAGGAGGAUUCUCUUGUGUGUACUUAGCCAAGGAUGCUGUACACAUUUCAAAGCAGUAUGCUUUGAAGCACAUUAUAUGCAAUGAUGAGGAAUCUCUUGAAUUGGUGAUGAAGGAGGUUUCUGUUAUGAAAUCACUCCGAGGCCACCCCAAUGUUGUUACGCUUUAUGCUCAUACUAUCAUAGAUAUGGGACGCACAAAGGAAGCUUUACUUGUGAUGGAAUUUUGUGAGAAGUCUUUGGUCAAUGUCCUGGAGAGUAGAGGAGCUGGAUACUUUGAUGAGAGUCAAGUGCUCUUAAUUUUCAGAGACGUUUGUAAUGCUGUAUUUGCAAUGCAUUGUCAUUCCCCACCAGUUGCUCACAGAGAUUUGAAAGCUGAAAAUCUUUUGUUAGGCUCAGAUGGCCACUGGAAGUUAUGUGAUUUUGGAAGCACUUCUACAAAUCACAAGCGUUUUGAGAAGCCUGAGGAAAUGGGAAUUGAAGAAGAUAACAUCAGGAAGUACACUACUCCUGCCUAUAGAGCUCCUGAGAUGUGGGAUCUAUUCCGGAGAGAACUUAUAAAUGAGAAAGUUGACAUAUGGGCUCUUGGGUGUCUCCUUUUCCGCAUAUGUUACUUCAAAAGUGCUUUUGAUGGAGAGUCAAAACUUCAAAUUUUAAAUGGGAAUUAUCGGAUUCCGGAGUUGCCUAAAUAUAGCUCGUCGGUUAUAGACCUAAUCAGAGACAUGCUCCAAGCUUCCCCAAAUGACAGACCAGACAUCACGCAGGUCUGGUUUCGUGCUAAUAACCUGCUACCUGUUGGAUCACAGAAGUCAUUACCGGAUCAGCCACCUGACAUGCCCUCUACAGACAAACAUGAAGGCACUUCAAACCCUGUGAACAAGUUGUCUCCUAUGCCUCGUAGAAGUCCACCUCCACCUCCAUCGGUUAAAAGUUCGUCACAAGCAACAUCAAAUAUGUCUAAGCCAGCAGGGGGAGGGGGAGGGGGAGGUGGAGGACCACUGGGUGCCUUCUGGUCUACUCAACAUGCCAGUGACACAGUCAAUGAGGAUACAAACAGAAUUAGGUUUGAUGAAGAAUCAACUUCGCGUAGUACGUCAAAACAUGAUCGGAAUGGUCCAAAUAACCAUUCUACACACAAGAAUGCUAGUCCUGGGGAUGUAAACCAAAAGGGAAACAAGACAGUGACAGAUAGUGGUUCAUUCAGAGACUUCGAAUUAUCGUUUUUCCAGAAUGAAAUGGAACAUGGCUCCAGUGGAUCAAAAGCGUCAAAAACUGGGAGUGCGAAUUUCCAGGACAAAGCUUUUAACAAUUUUGUUGCAGAGUUUGAUACCGGCAAAUUCAGUUCUGAUGUCACUAACAACAAACCAGGAAAGGAAGUAGCAUUAGAGGCUGAGGUGGAGAAGUUGAAGGAGCAACUGAAGCAUGCAAAUGUUGAGAAAUCUGAAAUCACAUCCAAAUUCGAAAAGCUGUCGGCUAUCUGCCGUUCUCAGAGGCAAGAGAUACAGGAGCUCAAGCAAGCACUUGCUGCUAGGAGUCCAUCACCAAACAAACUUGAAAUGAAGAAUCAAAAUUCACGAGAAGCUCAACCUUCAGCCGUGCCUCGGCUACAAAAGGCUGAUGUGACUACUCCCAGCCCUGAUGCAAAGGCAUGGCAGGCUUUUGCAGAAGAAUCCCCCAACCAGCAGCCUGUUACGCCUGAGAAGGGUGUCAAAUCUAUGAGAACUAGAAGCGUCCAGAGAAAGCAGGCUUCUCCAGAAAACACUGGUUUUGAAAGCUGGGGAUUUGGAGCCGAGAGUUUCACAGCUGUGUCUGCUGGAAGCUCCAACAAAUCUGGAUUAACGGGUGAAAGGAAUAGUUCACAACGUACUGGUGGUGGUGAACCAAAAAGCAAUGACAUAUCUUCACAACCUGCUGGAUGGGCUGGUUUCUAGUUCCAGCCAUGGUAGGGAGCUGAACGUGAUCUUUGAAUGGAGUUCUUUGUUUCGUGGCGAUACUUUCUAAAAAGGAUACAAAUUUGUGGUCGGCUUGAAAGAUGAGUAAUUCUGAUAGGGAUAUUUUCAUUUAAAUCCAAUAUAUAUAUGUGUAUUUGUGGUUGGUUGUGGUUUAUUAGAUCAAGUUGCAUGGUGGUACCUCUGCAUCUGUUACUUGUUUCUGGUCUAAUAUGAUAUAAUAAGUUGGCAUUUUUACCAAAUAUCAGACUUGAAAUCAUUUUUGUA